CCGCGGAAGCGAGACCCGAGUGGAAACGCUUUCCUCGUUAAACUCUUCUUCGCUUCACUCCCAAGUCCGCUCCGCUCCUGACCACAAAAUCGUUGUGUAAACAGAUGGUCUGUAAGACAGGUUGCAGUCGCUGCCAUCGGAUGGUUCAGGCGGGAUACUAUCAAGUAUCUCCGGCCUUAUUUAAGAGGACAUUGUCAGCGUUAUAUGUGGAGGUGUUCGUUUAAAAGCAAACCUAACAUACGGGUUCUUCAGGGAAAGCUCGGCUAACUUGUUAGCUUAACACUGUUAGCAGACGUGCUGUGCGUGAUAUUCCAGUUUUCUUACUUUCUUUUAAAACUCUCAGCUACGACGUCUGAGCCAGACUUCCAAACUCGAGUGGAUAUUAUGUUCUUAGCAGGCGUUUGUGAAAAUAAAUGGGUGAGUUACCAAGUUUAGUUAGUCUGGUUGCGGUGAGAGUGUAUGCAGGAGGCCUCAGACACAUCUGCAGGACAUAUUUAGUCUAAAACACAAUUUACCAGUCUGAAAUACUCCUCUGGGCUCAGUAUAUAAGACACAUGAUCCGCUGGUGUGCCAAAUGCUCUAAAGCUUUAACAGUUUGCAAGCUCGCUGGGUCAUGACAUGGUAGGAGGGGAAGGAGCCUUGCCCACCAACAUCCUUACAGUUUCACCAUCUUUGGGCCGUUUUUGUGGUGAUCUCUUAAGGUCAGUGCAGUUUAGUUGCAGCAGGAUCAUCAUCAGUGUGUGCUGAUGCUGUGUGACCCGCCUGAUCAUCUCAAUCUGCGCACAUUGCUGGCUGCUUGACCUCAGCUGGUCUUUCUCCUUGUCAAGUCACUGAACAACGACCAUCAUGUCCGACAACCAGGGCAAUGUGAACAACAACAACGUCCCACUGAACAACAACCGGAUCCGGAACCCAGCGAUGAACCAGAACCCCCUGAUCAACGUGAGAGACCGACUCUUCCACGCCUUGUUCUUUAAGAUGGCAGUCACAUAUGCCAGACUCUUCCCACCAUCCUUCAGACGAAUGUUCGAGUUCCUCGUGUUGUUGAAGGCAUUGUUUAUGCUCUUCAUCCUGGCCUACAUCCACAUUGCCUUCUCACGCUCUCCAAUCAACUGUCUGGAGCACGUGCGAGAGAAAUGGCCCCGCGACGGCAUCCUGCGCGUGGAGAUCCAGCGCAACUCCAGCCGCGCGCCCAUCUUUCUGCAGUUCUACGAGACGGAGGGAAUCCAGGGCCUCAUGAAAGAACCAGAGGAGGACGGAAGUGAACCCAGACAGCCAAUGGUGCCCACAGACGCUGAGGAGGAGGAAGAGAUGACCAUGGAGAUGUUUGACAACAGCACAGUACGGUUUGAGCUGGACAUCGAGCCACGUCUGAAUCCGUCGAUGAGUGGCGGUGUUCCUGGCUCCAGCCUGAAUGAAUCCCAGGAUCUGUCCUUCAGCCAGGCGUCCUCUAAAGUGUGGCCACAAGAAGAGUAUAUUGUCGAAUAUUCUUUGGAAUAUGGAUUCCUGCGCCUGUCCCAGGCCACACGGCAGCGACUCAACAUCCCUGUUAUGGUGGUGACCCUGGACCCCAUGAAGGAUGAGUGCUUUGGAGACGGUUUCAGCCGCUUCCUCCUGGAUGAAUGCCUGGGCUAUGACGAUAUCCUGAUGUCCAGUGUGAAGGCUUUAGCAGAGAACGAGGAAAACAAAGGGUUUCUGAGGAACGUGGUCUCUGGAGAACACUACCGUUUUGUCAGUAUGUGGAUGGCUCGUACGUCCUACCUGGCAGCCUUUGUAAUCAUGGUUAUCUUUACUUUGUCCGUGUCCAUGCUGCUGCGGUACUCGCACCACCAGAUUUUCGUCUUUAUAGUGGACCUUCUCCAGAUGUUGGAGAUGAAUAUGACCAUUGCCUUCCCUGCUGCCCCUCUCCUCACUGUCAUCCUGGCUCUUGUUGGGAUGGAGGCCAUCAUGUCUGAGUUUUUCAAUGACACAACCACUGCCUUUUACAUCAUCCUCAUUGUUUGGUUGGCGGACCAAUACGAUGCCAUCUGCUGCCACACCAAUACAAGCAAGCGCCACUGGCUCAGGUUCUUUUAUCUGUAUCACUUUGCCUUCUAUGCAUAUCAUUACCGCUUUAAUGGCCAGUACAGCAGUUUGGCUUUGGUCACUUCCUGGCUCUUCGUUCAGCACUCAAUGAUCUAUUUUUUCCACCACUACGAGCUGCCGGCCAUCCUGCAGCAGAUCCGGAUCCAGGAGAUGCUGCUUCAGAACCAGCAGGUGGGUCAAGGAAACCAGACUGCAUUGCAGGACAAUCUCAACAACAACACUAGCAGUGCACAUGCUGGUCAAGCUAACGCAGCUGCUAACGUGAACACUAAUGGCCAGGACCGACAAGAUGCUCAGGACCAACCUCAGCUCGAAACCCACAAUGAUUUGGUGGUAAAUACUGGUCUGUCAAACUCCGACCUCGACUGGAUGGCUGAGAUCGCCAUUGGCCCAGACGUCCUGUCAGUUUCACAUUUGAGCGACUCUCUUUUGGAGUCAGGAGGGAUCCAGGAACCAACGUCGUCCAACGCAGGGGUAACGGAGCUGCGUGGUCGGAGCACAGCAGGAGAGAACCAAGUCAGAAACAUUAGCGCGGCAAGCGUUGCUGCGGGACGGGGUUGUGCUCAGGGUCUGGGUCCCCCUGGUGAUGGAGGAGGGCAGGCAGAAUCUGAAACGUCCUCUGCAGUGACCUCACACACAGACUCUAGAGUUGCAGAAACGCUUAAAGGUGCCACGGACUGGGAAGUCAAGACGGAGAGCAAAAGCGAGAGCUCGGACUCCCACUCUGCCCCGGCUUGAGUCAAGCUCCCCCAUUCAGAACGAAUGAAUUCACGCUCUACAGUCGCAACCCCUCUCUGUAAAUUAAUCCGGAAGGCAUCAAGGAGAAACCGUGAUGGGGCUAUAUAUAAUUACAUCCUGGAAACCUGUAACAUGAACAUGAGGAGGGCCGAAGCAGACUUCUGGUGUCUAGUCAUGUUCUUAAGAGUAAAUUCGUAUUGAAUUGUCAAAUGAUACCAUGUGUCAGGAUGUGAUCAUUGAAGUCUUUACAUGAUUUUUUUUUUUUUUACAUGGUUGAAAAUUUUAAUACAGGGAGUAUUCCGUUUAAAAUGUGAUGUAUCGCUCAAUGAUGGUACCUUCGUUGCUCCUGAUUAUGGAGUUACACAAUCUGAAUCCACAUUGUACUUUGCACAUCUUGUGCAAGGUUUGUUUCGGCUUUCUUUCCACUUCCUCUACUGAUAUAACAUUAAUGCUGCCUAAGCAGUGAAAAUUCAUUAAGUCACGUUAAAAUUGUUUUGGUCCCUACUACGUUUGUUCACUACAGCGAGCCACCAAAAUGUUCCUUAUGCGAUUUGAAGUCUCGCUCACGACCUGCCGUUGUAUUCAGGUUUGGUAUUGUCAUAUGUAUGGAGCAGUUUGACUCCUGAAUCCGAUGCUAUUAGUGGUCAGAAGUGCUUUGAUGUAGUUUAUUGGCGAGUCUGCCAGUCAAAAGAAGUAGACUGGUGAUGUCAGAGCAACAUUAUACUAAGAAUAAGUCCUCCUUCCACUCUGUCAUGAGGUAAUUUCUGUGUUUUCUAAACUUCAUCAAGAAACAUUUGUUUUUGUGGAUAGUUUAGAUGGACGUAUGUUGUCUUUUGCACACUCAUCAGCAAGUUGUUGGUUUUUCUUCAGGUGAAGACUGGCUUUGAGAGAGCGAGUGGAUAGAUUAUUGCCUUAUGCUUCUAAAACCGAACAAUGACCUUGUAUUUCCAUCUUUGGUCAUGUACAUUGGGGUCGAUAGCCUUACCAGAGGCUUCAAAGCCAGUAGAGAAAAUAAAAACUGAAGCAGGAAUGAACAUGUAGUUACUUAAGCAGACAUUUUUUGAAACCGCAGUAAGCAGAAGCUCAGACUGUACUCAUUUCACAGCAUUGCAGCCCAUCAGCUGAAGUCACUGAUCUGGAAAUCUGUUGUCUUUAAAUAUUCUGCUUUUGUAGAGGUUUCUCCAUAUGUUUGACUUGGGAUGAUCGGAGGGUGUCUACAGUACAGACUUGUUGAUCUUCAUGACCAUGUGUAAAAACGCACCGCAAACUAAGAGAACAAAGCAAACUGUUGUCUGUUGUGACAUAUGACUGUGGAUUGGGAGGGUCAUUUAAAGGCUAUGCAACAUGGCAAAUUAAAGCCAGGCUCUGUCUUUUACAUCUUUUUUUUUUUUUUUUUAAUUGUGCAAUAUUUUGUAAGGCUACGAUCCAUAAAGGAUUCGAGGUCUGAAAGAUUGAUUUAUUGUUUCAUGAUCAGUUUUGUGCCUAUUUGCCAUUGUCAGAGGAAACAGAUGAUUGUAGUGAUUGAAUGCAUUGUGUAGGAUGUCUAGACACAAACUGAAAAUAAUAAUUCUCAGUUCUGUGAUAAACUUGAUUUUGUCACUCAGAUGUAUUUAAUUGUAAUGUUUAAGAACUGCAUAAAGAGAUGAAAUUAAUUUCCACUUA
Carassius auratus (goldfish) is the source of this 4485-nucleotide messenger RNA. RefSeq names its product membralin-like. The record is from RefSeq and is a predicted model, not a curated record. NCBI's taxonomy places the organism in Eukaryota, Metazoa, Chordata, Actinopteri, Cypriniformes, Cyprinidae. The transcript is spliced from 11 exons. Gene Ontology annotation, biological process: response to endoplasmic reticulum stress; positive regulation of ERAD pathway. Gene Ontology annotation, cellular component: endoplasmic reticulum. Bases 847 to 2823 code for a protein of 658 amino acids.